This is a messenger RNA of Gilbertella persicaria, 1439 nucleotides long. RefSeq names its product MAS20 protein import receptor-domain-containing protein. Bases 42 to 1409 code for a protein of 455 amino acids. Gene Ontology annotation, cellular component: mitochondrial outer membrane translocase complex; mitochondrial outer membrane. The record is from RefSeq and is a predicted model, not a curated record. Gene Ontology annotation, molecular function: transmembrane protein transporter activity. Lineage: Eukaryota; Fungi; Mucoromycota; Mucoromycetes; Mucorales; Choanephoraceae. The transcript has 5 exons. Gene Ontology annotation, biological process: protein import into mitochondrial matrix; protein targeting; tRNA import into mitochondrion.
CAUAGAUAAAUAUAUAGAUCCUUCUUUUUCUUAACUAAAGCAUGGCUCUUAAACCAAGUACUAUUGCCCUUAUUUCUACAGCUGUUGCUGCUUCUUUUGGUAUUGGCUAUUUAAUCUAUUUUGAUCAUAAACGCCGCAACGACCCUCAAUACAAAAAACAGAAAAAAUUAGAACGUAAAAAGGCAGCCAAGCUCGAGAAAGAAUUCAAACAAAAAGAAGUCCAGUCUGUGGAGACCUUAAUUAAGUAUGUCAUUGAUAAAGUCAAUGCAGAGACGUUUCCUACGACAGCAGAAGCGGUUGAAGCUUAUUUUGUGGAUCAAGUAGCUUUGGGUGAAGAAUGCAUUAAACAAGGCCAAGAAGAAGCCAGUGUUGAACAUUUCUAUAAGGCACUCAAAAUUUAUCCUGCACCUUUGGAACUCAUCAUGAUUUAUCAAAAGACAGUGCCCGAAAAGGUAUAUCGUCUUAUUGUAACUAUCAUGGCUAUGGAGCAACAACAACGUCAAAAUAAAUUUUAUGAAGAAUUUCCUCCUUCGGAAACACGCCUCAAAUUAAAAGAAGUAUCUAAAGAAGGCGAAAAUAGCAUUUAUGGCCUUGUGGCAGAAGAAAGUAUUAAAGCAGGAGACGAAAUCUAUGCCGAAAAACCACUUGUUGCAGCUCUUUAUCCUCAAUUACAGGGCUCUUAUUGUAGCUAUUGCAUGAAGAAAUUGAACGAUCAACCAGUUGAAUGUGCCAAUUGCGAUCAAGUCAAGUUUUGUAGCAAAGAAUGUGAACAAACUGCUACUCAACAAUACCACCAAUUUUUGUGUACCAAUAACAAGCUCUCGCUUGAUCAAAAAGCUUCCAGCUUUUUAAAUUUUUCUGUCGACAAUAAGCUUCAAUAUCCUCAAAUGAUCGCUCAAUUCUUGUCUGGUAUGGUAGCUGAAGAAGUAGAGAAGAACAAGACGGGUAAACCUACUUCAACUUAUACAAAUUGGGACCAUAUUGAACGAUUCAAGAGCGAGCCAUUGGAAAUCUCUCAAGCAUCUAUCAAAGAAGCUACACUCAUCAAAGAAUUAUUGAGCUCAAAAAUCCCUGGUUUGGACGAAUUCUUGAAAGAUGAUAUCUAUCUCUUGAUGAAAAGCAAAUUGAUUGGCAAUUGCUUUGAGGUAGCUACAAACGAGCAAGGAUUUGUACCCGUAGAGAAAUCCGACCAAGAACCUAUUCGUGUACUAAACAACCAUCAAAAGGGGUUGGGUAGUGCCAUUUACAAGAUUUCUUCUUACAUUGGAAGUGAUAAAGAAGGCAAUGUAGAUGUGAACUUUAAGGACAAUACCAAUGUUGUUGUUGUUAAAGCUACUAAAGAAAUUGCUCAAGGAGAGCAAAUCAAGGUUUCUAUAACAGAUUCCGUUACACCUUACACUAUAGAAUAAACUAUAUAUAUAUAUCUUUUCAAAUGAUAA